CUUUCGAACCAGAGACCUCAGUGUGGAUGACGUAUUUCCUGUGUCGCGCUGCAUUUCCGUUUCCCUGAGCCCAGUGACAUUGAAGGAGAGCGGUCAGCGAGCUCGAGGCAAAAUGUCUGAAGAUAUCCGUCAGAAGAUUGAAAACUUCAAGACUGCUCCCUUUGAUGCUCGUUUUCCCAACCAGAAUCAGACCAAACACUGCUACCAGAACUACCUGGAUUAUCAUCGCUGUAAUAAGUCUCUGACCUCCAAAGGAAAGGACUCCUAUCCCUGCGAAUAUUAUAAACGUGUUUAUAAAACAAUGUGUCUCAACUCAUGGGUGGAAAGAUGGGACGAGCAGGUAGAGGCUGGCACAUUCGCAGGCAAAAUCUAAGUGACUCCAUGCUCCCUUCAGUAAUGACCUAACUGUACCUGGUAAUACUGAAGACUCCUCAAUUCCUGAAUACAAUGUCUGCUCCAGGAAGUUCUUUUGCUUGUUUUCCAUGUGAAACGAGGUGUAUCUGUUCUGAGAUGGGACAUUCAGAUAAUAUUCCUUUAUAUGUCAAUAAAGACUCUUGAACAAUU
Molecule: messenger RNA, 564 nt
Organism: Pelobates fuscus (common spadefoot toad)
Lineage: Eukaryota; Metazoa; Chordata; Amphibia; Anura; Pelobatidae
Product: cytochrome c oxidase subunit 6B1-like
Exons: 4
Coding region: 113-373 (86 amino acids)
Cellular component (GO): respiratory chain complex IV; mitochondrion
Source: RefSeq, a predicted model, not a curated record